Molecule: messenger RNA, 890 nt
Organism: Engraulis encrasicolus (European anchovy)
Lineage: Eukaryota; Metazoa; Chordata; Actinopteri; Clupeiformes; Engraulidae
Gene: syndig1l
Product: synapse differentiation inducing 1-like
Exons: 3
Coding region: 36-890 (284 amino acids)
Cellular component (GO): membrane; intracellular membrane-bounded organelle
Source: RefSeq, a predicted model, not a curated record
ACACUCAGCCUACCCCCCCUCCCAAAUCCCCAGGCAUGGAAAGCCUCAGCGAGCUUCAGAAUCCCCUGCUGGACAAGAACACCAAGCACGUGGUGAAAGCCGACUACGGCUACGGGCGCGGAGACUUCUCCGCCAGUCAGUAUCAGGAGAACAUCAUCAACUACUUUGUCACCGGGGGCAAUGGAGGAGGAGGAGGAGGCGGAGGAGGAGGAGGAGGAGGAGGGGGUGGAGGUAGUGGGGGAGGAGGAGGUGGAAACAAUGGCAAGGCCAAGUCCAACCAGCUCCUGGACGCCACGUCCUUGCACCUGGCCGUGGAGGCCUUCUACCGGCCUAACUUCAUCCUCUACAAGGACGACGCCGUGACCGUCAAGGUCAAGGACUGCAAGAGCGACAGUUGCGAGACGACCUUCACCGAGAAGAACAGGGACAGGGACAGGGAGAGGGAGAAGGAGUCGGAGAACACACCGGCCUCGGGCGACACCCCCGGCAGUGGCGGCGAGGACGCGCAGGUCAAGCUGCUCCACGACGACAGCGACAUCAAGAUCCAGACGGUGUCGUACGAGGUGGAGGAGGAGGAGUACGUGGAGUAUGAGACGGACUGCUCGAGUGACAGUGAGAGUGAGGAUAACUUCAUCGUGAUCCCUCCGCGAGACCACCUGGGCUUGGCCAUCUUCUCCAUGCUCUGUUGCUUUUGGCCUCUGGGCAUCGCAGCCUUCUACUUCUCCCAAGGGACCAGCAAAGCUGUCACCAAGGGGGACUUCUCUCUGGCGAGCAUCGCCUCCAGACGGGCCCUGUUCCUGGCUGCCCUCUCCAUCACCAUCGGCACGGGCGUGUACGUCGGAGUGGUGGUGGCCCUCAUCGCCUACCUGUCCAAGCCCGGACAUAUAUAG